ACAGCUCCCUGUCAGCCCUGCAGUGAUGCUGAGGUGCUGUUAGCAGUCUGCACAAGCGACUUUGUGGGGAGGGGCACCAUCCAGGGGGUGGAGCAGGAGGCGGAGCAGUUGUCGGUCACCGUGGCGAUAAGCCGCCUGUACAGACAGAAGACUCAGGUGUUUGUGUCAGGGGGGGUGAGAGUGAGGAGGUGGACAGGCAGGGUGAGGAUGCCCAGGCAGUGUGGGGUGAGGCCCGGCCCGGGAAGGGGAUGGAGACUUCCUGUUCACGGGGAGCGUAAGGUUCGGGAGGCCUGGAUGGGCUGUGCCCCGAGAUACAAGGACUUCCUCAGACUGUACCAGGAGGCAGAGCAGAGUGGGACUAACCCCUGUCAUGUGGACACAGACUGAGUGUCAGGGAGCUACCUGGCCACACCCACAACAACAGGCCUCUUCCUGAAUGGACAGCAGACCUGGGUCUGAGCCGAAUGUGGACACUAACUGAGAGGGGUGCAGACAGACAGACAGAUGGACAGACAGACUGGCCCAGACAGACAGACAACUUCUGAUCCUACUGUCUUCCUGCUCUGGAGCUCCUGAAUGUUGCCAAGCAGCAUUGCAACUGUUGGACUCAUUUCUCAAAGCCAACGUUGUUGUUAUAUUGUUGUUGUUGUGGAAUGUUCUAAACCUGUUCCGGAAUGUUCUAGACAGUUCUAGAAUGUUCCAAGACUGUUCCAUUGGAAUGUUCUCAGACUUCAUUCUCUGAGACGUACAUCAACAGUCAGAUGAUGUGAGGUUUGUAAUGUAGCAGACCCUCUCUGGACCUGAUGUGUAGAAGAUGUGAACCAUGAACAUUUCUGAAACGGAGGAUUCAACUGCUUUGUGAAAAGCUUCAUGUACAGUUUUGAAGAUGUUUCUUAUGAAAGAAAUGUAUACAUUAAAAGCCUGCUUUUUAAUUUGUGGUUUAUUUUGUUUUUAUGAAAAUGUAGAAGUGCAAUUUACAGUCUUUAUUAUAUCCUCAGGCUGUUGAAUUAUAAACCCCCUUUUUGCGUGAUUAAAAGUUAUAUUCCUUGGAA
Molecule: messenger RNA, 1052 nt
Organism: Oncorhynchus gorbuscha (pink salmon)
Lineage: Eukaryota; Metazoa; Chordata; Actinopteri; Salmoniformes; Salmonidae
Product: meteorin-like protein
Exons: 2
Biological process (GO): energy homeostasis; positive regulation of brown fat cell differentiation
Molecular function (GO): hormone activity
Source: RefSeq, a predicted model, not a curated record